Molecule: messenger RNA, 1539 nt
Organism: Mytilus trossulus (common blue mussel)
Lineage: Eukaryota; Metazoa; Mollusca; Bivalvia; Mytilida; Mytilidae
Exons: 2
Coding region: 98-868 (256 amino acids)
Molecular function (GO): nucleic acid binding; zinc ion binding
Source: RefSeq, a predicted model, not a curated record
AAAGCAUGAUUAAGUAUUACUUAAGGGGGUAGCUUGAGAAAAUUAAGUUAUUCGAAGUUUGCCUAUAGUACGACGUAGCAGCAUUCGUUAUUGUGGUAUGUCUGACUCCGAGAAACUUCUAGAUUCCGACCAUGAAUCUUUGCCAGCUGGUACUAGUGUACAUUCGUUGCGUGAUGGUAUUUCUGCACAUAAUACUGGGAAUAACGACUUGGUGGAUACUUUCUCUCUGUUUAAAACCUAUCUUGAUGGGAAGAUCGCUACUCUACACAAAGAUUUGGCAGUUGGCAACGAGAAUUUUGCUACCAAACUCAAGCAGGAAGUUUCAGUUAAACUCAAAGGUGAGGGCAACCAGAUACAAUUCAUCUUUAAUUGUGAAAUCAUGGCCGACCUCGUUAAGCUCCAGAAGCGUAUUCCUGAUGAAGAUGCAGCUUGUCUUAAAUUGGUAUCUGGAGCUAUCCUUAAGGUUAAGAAGCGAAAUAAACUCAUCCGCAUUGCAGACAAAUCUCCUGCAGGAUGGAAAACCGUCCGUGAAUAUGAAAGCGACGACCUUGCCUCCGACUCAGAAGACGAGAAGCGCAUUCGUUCUGCAGAAACCCGUGCCAUCAGGAGUAUCAAGGAAAAGAAAAGACCUCAUCCUUAUAGAACCGCUACAGCUACUGCUUCUGCUCCUUCUGCACCUAUGCCUAAUCAACAUAACGCUAGACAAAACAACUACCAACAGCCGCCCUUUCGGACCGGCAGACGGAGGGAACCGUCAUCUCAGGACAUCUGUUACAACUGCAACCAGCUUGGUCACUGGCGAACUCAGUGCCCCCUCUUAUUCAGUACAAAACCAGGUGUCUCAGGGACAACAAGGCAACAGAAUUAAUGGUUUUUCAGAUAUUUUUUCAUGUGGAAUAUGGAAAUCCUUGCCUAAGCCAGUCGACCAAGAUUUGACAUCUUUAUCUAAUUGCCUACCUGAGUUCUGUCUGCGUUCGAAGGCCGAGAAUACCAAAAGAAAAUAUUCAUAUGCAUUUAACAAUUUCUGUAAGUGGUGUAAUAACUAUUUAAAUGUUAAACCUUUACCAGCUUCAGAUUUUUAUGUUUCAUUGUACUUAAUACACCUGUCAAAGACAUUUAAUUCGUAUGCUAAGGUUGAAGAAGCAUAUUAUUCCAUAAGCUGGGCUCAUAAACUAGCAGGCUAUCCAAACCCGUGUUAUUCACAGUUGUGUAUAUCGGUUAAAGAAGGAGCUCAUAGAAAGAUCGGACAUGCUAUUGUAAAUAAAAAAAGAACCAAUUACACCAGAUAUUUUAAAGAAAAUUGUUAUUAAAUAUGGUCAAGAAUGUAACAAUCUUAUAGAAAUUAGAAUUUGUUGUAUGUGUCUUAUAAGCUAUGCAGGGUUCUUAAGGUUUUCUGAAAUGGUAAAUUUAAAAAGAUCUGAUAUAAAAUUUAGUGAUUCACAUGUCUCUUUGCUCAUAACGAAAAGCAAAACUGAUCAUUAUAGAGAAGGCACACAGGUUUUAAUUGCUAGAACAGAUACACAAACAUGUCCUGUUAGU